Herpailurus yagouaroundi (jaguarundi) is the source of this 887-nucleotide messenger RNA. Its product is annotated as dynein heavy chain 17, axonemal-like. The annotation marks the transcript as partial. Lineage: Eukaryota; Metazoa; Chordata; Mammalia; Carnivora; Felidae. The transcript is spliced from 4 exons. Gene Ontology annotation, cellular component: dynein complex. Gene Ontology annotation, biological process: microtubule-based movement. Gene Ontology annotation, molecular function: dynein intermediate chain binding; dynein light intermediate chain binding. The record is from RefSeq and is a predicted model, not a curated record.
GUGGGGGGGGGCCCGGGCCACGCUUUCCAGAAGCAAAUGUGGUAUCACAGUGAUGCCCUACGUGGUGCUCACUUUGAGAAGCCUCCUGUGUUGUCUAGGGGUGGGACAGGUGUCAGGGACAUCUAGGGAAGCUGGCUGGUGACGAGCACAGGUGCACGGGCCCUCUUUGUUCUGAGAUGCCCCGGUGUGAUGAACCAUCAGGACAAUGGCACGUCGGCCGCUGAAAACCCACAGGCCUGACCCCCUUCCCAGGUCCUCACUCUGGCCAGCAACGAGCGAAUCCCCCUGAACCGCACCAUGAGGCUGGUGUUUGAGAUCAGCCACCUGAGGACGGCCACCCCGGCCACCGUCUCCAGAGCCGGGAUCCUGUACAUCAACCCCGCAGACCUGGGGUGGAACCCGGUAGUGAGCAGCUGGAUUGAGAGGCGCAAGGUGCAGUCGGAAAAGGCCAACCUCAUGAUCCUCUUUGACAAGUACCUGCCCACGUGCUUGGACAAGUUGCGUUUUGGGUUUAAGAAGAUCACGCCCAUACCGGAGGUCACGGUCAUCCAGACCAUCCUGUACCUGCUGGAGUGCCUCCUCACAGAGAAGAGCGUGCCGCCCGACUCCCCCAAGGAGCUGUACGAGCUCUACUUUGUGUUUGCCUGUUUCUGGGCCUUCGGGGGGGCCAUGUUCCAGGACCAGCUUGUGGACUACCGAGUCGAGUUCAGCAAAUGGUGGGUCAACGAGUUCAAGACGAUCAAGUUCCCCUCGCAGGGAACCAUCUUUGACUACUACAUAGAUCCCGACACGAAAAAGUUCCUGCCGUGGACAGAGAAAGUGCCCUCCUUCGAGCUGGACCCCGACAUCCCGCUGCAGGCCUCUCUGGUGCACACCACAGAAACCAC